Messenger RNA from Apodemus sylvaticus (European woodmouse), 2331 nucleotides. RefSeq names its product FYN proto-oncogene, Src family tyrosine kinase (gene Fyn). The coding region runs from base 221 to 1834 and encodes 537 amino acids. Gene Ontology annotation, molecular function: ATP binding; non-membrane spanning protein tyrosine kinase activity; signaling receptor binding. The record is from RefSeq and is a predicted model, not a curated record. Gene Ontology annotation, cellular component: extrinsic component of cytoplasmic side of plasma membrane. Gene Ontology annotation, biological process: protein phosphorylation; T cell receptor signaling pathway; innate immune response. The transcript has 14 exons. Lineage: Eukaryota; Metazoa; Chordata; Mammalia; Rodentia; Muridae.
CCCGCCGCGGAGCCGCCGGAGCCGCCUGGGCCGCGCCGGAGGAGGGCGGGGAAGAGGACCAUGUGAAUGUGCUCCGGAGCCGAGGGCCACGCCACGCAGUGUUUGAAAGGAACAGGAUGCUGAUCUAGUCGUGGCAAAAAGUCAGUCCGACCGCUGGUUUAGAAGACAUGUGGUGUAUAUAAAGUCUGUGAUAGUUGGUGGAAAUUUGGGAACUUGGAUAAUGGGCUGUGUGCAAUGUAAGGACAAAGAAGCAGCGAAACUGACGGAGGAGAGGGACGGCAGCCUGAACCAGAGCUCUGGGUACCGCUAUGGCACAGACCCCACCCCUCAGCAUUACCCCAGCUUCGGCGUGACCUCCAUCCCCAACUACAACAACUUCCACGCAGCCGGGGGCCAGGGACUCACCGUCUUUGGGGGCGUGAACUCCUCCUCUCACACUGGGACCCUGCGCACGAGAGGAGGGACAGGAGUGACACUAUUCGUGGCACUUUACGACUAUGAAGCACGGACAGAAGAUGACCUGAGUUUUCACAAAGGAGAAAAAUUUCAAAUAUUGAACAGCUCGGAAGGCGACUGGUGGGAAGCCCGCUCCUUGACAACUGGGGAAACUGGUUACAUUCCUAGCAAUUACGUGGCUCCAGUUGACUCCAUCCAGGCAGAAGAGUGGUACUUUGGAAAACUUGGCCGCAAAGAUGCUGAGAGACAGCUCCUGUCCUUUGGAAACCCAAGAGGUACCUUUCUCAUCCGCGAGAGCGAAACCACCAAAGGUGCCUACUCACUUUCCAUCCGCGACUGGGAUGAUAUGAAAGGAGACCACGUCAAACAUUAUAAAAUCCGCAAGCUCGACAAUGGCGGGUACUAUAUCACAACGCGGGCCCAGUUUGAAACGCUCCAGCAGCUUGUACAGCAUUACUCAGAGAGAGCCGCAGGUCUCUGCUGCCGCCUAGUAGUUCCCUGUCACAAAGGGAUGCCAAGGCUUACCGAUCUGUCUGUCAAAACCAAAGAUGUCUGGGAAAUCCCACGAGAAUCCCUGCAGUUGAUCAAGAGACUGGGAAAUGGGCAGUUUGGGGAAGUAUGGAUGGGUACCUGGAAUGGAAACACAAAAGUAGCCAUAAAGACUCUUAAGCCGGGCACCAUGUCUCCGGAGUCCUUCCUGGAGGAGGCGCAGAUCAUGAAGAAGCUGAAGCAUGACAAACUGGUGCAGCUCUACGCGGUCGUGUCCGAAGAGCCCAUCUACAUCGUCACGGAGUACAUGAGCAAAGGAAGUUUGCUUGACUUCUUAAAGGAUGGUGAGGGAAGAGCUCUGAAAUUGCCAAACCUUGUGGACAUGGCGGCACAGGUUGCCGCAGGAAUGGCUUACAUCGAACGCAUGAAUUAUAUCCAUAGAGAUCUGCGAUCGGCAAACAUUCUAGUGGGCAAUGGACUGAUCUGCAAGAUUGCUGACUUUGGAUUGGCUCGGUUGAUUGAAGACAAUGAAUACACAGCGAGACAAGGUGCGAAGUUCCCCAUCAAGUGGACAGCCCCGGAAGCGGCCCUGUACGGAAGGUUUACCAUCAAGUCCGACGUGUGGUCCUUUGGGAUCUUACUCACAGAGCUGGUCACCAAAGGAAGGGUACCAUACCCAGGCAUGAACAACCGGGAGGUGCUGGAGCAGGUGGAGAGAGGCUAUCGGAUGCCCUGCCCACAGGACUGCCCGAUCUCCCUGCACGAGCUCAUGAUCCACUGCUGGAAAAAGGAUCCGGAAGAGCGCCCCACCUUCGAGUACUUGCAGGGCUUCCUGGAGGACUACUUUACCGCCACAGAGCCCCAGUAUCAGCCUGGCGAGAACCUGUGAGCGCCUGCGCUGCGCUUCUUCGCAGGCCUCGGCCCGAGGCCGCCCCACCCCCUCCCCAUUAGCUUCCGGUUCCGUAGCCAGCUGCCCCAGAGCAGCGAGCCGUCCAGGAUCAGAUUGCAUGUGACUCUGAAGCUGAACUUCCAGGCCCUCAUUAAUGACACUUGUCCCCCAGUCCGAACCUCCUCUGUGAACCAUCCGAGACAGACGCGUGUUGUUUCUCAGACUUGGAAAUGCAUUGUAUCGAUGUUAUGUCAAAGGCCAAACCUCUGUUCAGUGUAAAUAGCUGCUCCUGUGCCAACAAUCCCAGUGCUUUCCUUUUUUUAAAAGAAAAAAAAAAAAAGCAAAUCCUAUGUGAUUUUAACUCUGUCUUCACCUGAUUCAACUAAAAAAGAAAGUAUUAUUUUCCAAAAGUGGCCUCUUUGUCUAAAACAAUAAAAUUUUUUUUCAUGUUUUAACAAAAAAAAAUGAUCAGGACAGGUGUUUGGGGUUUUUUUUUU